GCUGCAGGCGGAUACGCAUGCGCUUUAUGCCCGCUGUUGCUGAAGCUUGCGCGUUAACAGCUUUGGCUGCUCUGCAGUGGUGCAGAAAUGCUGUGCCGACUCGGCGGUCGGUGGCUGCGGCCGCUCCCUGCCCUGCAGCUGCGGGCUAGGGACCCGCCGCUUGCGCCGGUUCCUACGAGCGGCGCCAAACGCCCCACUCUGUCAGUGUGGGCUGUGGCACCAGUCUCUGCAGUCCAUGCGAACGGCUGGUAUGAGGCCCUAGCCGCGUCUUCGCCGGUGCGGGUUGCGGAAGAAGUACUGCUCGGCGUGCAGGCCACCACGGGCCUGCCCUGGUGGGGCAGCAUUCUGCUCUCCACCGUGGCCCUGCGGGGUGCUGUCACGCUGCCUUUGGCCGCCUACCAGCACUACAUCCUGGCCAAGGUGGAAAAUUUGCAGCCAGAAAUAAAAGCUAUUGCCAGGCAUCUUAACCAAGAAGUUGUAGUUCGUGCAAAUCAGUUGGGGUGGUCCGAAAGAGUUGCCAGGCUCACUUAUCUAAAGAAUAUGAAGAGGCUAAUUUCAGAACUGUAUGUGCGAGAUAACUGCCACCCUUUCAAAGCCACUGUGUUGGUUUGGAUUCAGCUUCCAAUGUGGAUCUUCAUGUCUUUUGCUCUCCGGAAUUUAAGCACAGGGGCAGCACAUUCAGAAGGUUUUUCUGUUCAGGAACAGUUAGCUACUGGUGGUAUUCUGUGGUUUCCUGACCUCACUGCACCGGACUCCACUUGGAUUCUGCCUAUCUCUGUUGGCGUCAUCAAUUUGUUAAUAGUGGAGAUUUCUGCUCUACAAAAAAUUGGAAUAUCUCGUUUGCAGACAUAUGUUACAUACUUUGUCCGUGCAAUGUCGGUGUUGAUGAUUCCAGUUGCUGCAACGGUACCCUCAUCAAUUGUUCUCUACUGGUUAUGCUCCAGCUUCAUGGGUCUUUCACAGAACUUGCUGCUGCGUUCUCCUGGAUUUCGCCAACUUUGCCGAAUACCAUCGACCAAGUCAGAUUCAGAGACUCCUUAUAAAGACAUAUUUGCUGCCUUUAAUACCAAGUUCAUUUCAAGAAAAUGACAUAUUUUCCAAUAAUUUAAAAACAGUUGCAAGAGUCACUAUCACCUUAAUGUAUUUAGACUUAGAAAUUCAGAUGUUAUUUGAUUUCCUUUUUCUUAAAAUCAUGAACUUCAUGAAAUAUUGUACAUUAAGAUGGAAUCCAGACCAGGAACGGUGGCUCAUGCCUGUAAUCCCAGCACUUUGGGAGGCCGAGGUGGGCGGAUCACCUGAGGUCAGAAGUUCGAGACCAGCCUGGCCAACAUGGUGAAACCCCGUCUCUACUAAAAAUACAAAAAUAUUAGCUGGGCAUAGUGGCAGGCACCUGUAAUCCCAGCUACUUGGGAGGCUGAGGCAGGAGAAUCACUUGAACCUGGGAGACAGAGGUUGCAGUGAGCUGAGAUCGUUCCAUUGCACUCCAGCCUGGACAACAAGAGCAAAACUCUGUCAAAGAGGAAAAAAAAAAAAAAAGAUGCAAUCCAGAUAUAUUUGACAGUAAUUUAAAUCUUUUAAAUAUUAUAAAUGCAGUAUGUUUAAUUGUGAAAGUAUUAGAAUAGAACCAAAGUACCUGUCUCUGUUUAUAAAGUUACAGUUUGUUAGAGCUACCAGAACUUUGGAGAAUAGGGUUAGCUACUGAAUGAUGUCAAACUAAGCAAUACUGCAUAUUACUGUUUUGUAAAAUAAGAAGAUCAGUGAGAUGAUUCAUUUUUUUUUUUUUUUGAGAUGGGGUCUCACUGUGUUGCCCAGGCUGAAGUGCAGUGGCAUAAUUUCAGCUAACUGCAGCCUCUACCCUCCGGGUUCCAGCGGUUUUCCUGCCUGAGCCUCCAAGUAGCUGGGAUUGCAGGUACACACCACCACGCCCAGCUAAUUUUUGUGUUUUUAGUAGAGAUAGGGUUUCACCAUGUUGGGCAGGCUGGUCUGGAACUCCUGACCUCAAGUGAUCCACCCGCCCUGGCCUCCCAAAGUGCUGGGAUUACAGGCGUGAGCCACCUCACCCAGCAUUUUUUUUUUUUUUUAAUUUUUUUAAUGAGACGGAAUCUCUGUUUGUCACCCAGGCUGGAGUGCAGUGGCAUGAUCUCAGCUCACUACAACCUCUGCCUCCCGUGUUCAAGCAAUCCUCCUACCUCAGCCUCCUGAGUAGCUGGGACUACAGGCAUGCACCACCAUGCCCAGCUAAGUUUUGUAUUUUUAGUGGAGAUGGGGUUUCACCAUGUUGACCAGGAUGGUCUGGAACUCCUGCCCUCAAGUGAUCUGCCCACUUCGGCCUCCCAAAGUCCUGGGAUUACAGGCAUGAGCCAUUGUGCCCGGCUGAGAUGUUUCUUAUUAUUUUGGAGGUGAAGAGGAUUUUAGACCUCUUUGAGCAUCUGAAAAAAGGCUAUAUAUAUAUGGUUUUCUCUUCAGAAUAAUCUUAGGACUCAAAAUACGGGGACUUCAUUGAUACCAGGAAGGUUUUCUGGCAACUCCUAGUGAAUAAAUGUUAUUCUAAUGGAACACACAUUGAUCCUGAGUUAAUGCAUGCUUGAAAAAGAAAAGGGGGCAGCGACUGGAAAUAUAUGCAGUGGAGUAGUCCAUGCAUACAAGUACCUAGCAUGGUAGAUGAUGUUACCUCCAGCCCUGCUCAGAAAGAAUACAAAAAGUGUACAUUCCUUUUUCUGUAAUUUAAGAAGUCUGGAAUACAGAGUGUAGCACCAUGUACUGCUAGCACCCAAAGUGGAAAAUCUUAAGCAUUCAGUUUGUUUAGUCAAAGAAGAAAACCAGAAGGGCAGUUGCCUAUUGAGGUGAUUUUAAACCUGUUUAUUUGUAAGGAUUAAGUACCCUAAUAGGCUUAAACUAUGAUAGAGGUUUAAUACAGGAAAAAUUGACAGGUAUUAUAAAUUGUGGAUCCAGUUACUUGCUUAAUUUGUAAAGAGGUAAGAUUAGCUCUGGUUGAGAUAUCAAGUAUGACAGGUAUUUGAGAAGACUAUAAAUCAUAAAUUUUCAUUUAAUUAAAAUCUGGACCUGAUUCUGAGAAACCCUAUCAUUCCAUCUCAAUGUUUUACAAUAAAAUAAAAACUAAAGUGAAAUUCA
Molecule: messenger RNA, 3132 nt
Organism: Rhinopithecus roxellana (golden snub-nosed monkey)
Lineage: Eukaryota; Metazoa; Chordata; Mammalia; Primates; Cercopithecidae
Product: cytochrome c oxidase assembly protein COX18, mitochondrial
Exons: 6
Coding region: 88-1089 (333 amino acids)
Biological process (GO): protein insertion into mitochondrial inner membrane from matrix; mitochondrial respiratory chain complex IV assembly
Cellular component (GO): mitochondrial inner membrane
Molecular function (GO): membrane insertase activity
Source: RefSeq, a predicted model, not a curated record